AUGCGUAUGUAUGAUGUAAGAAACUGGCUGGAACCUUUGCUCGUAAUUGUUGGACCACACAGGAUCGAUUUGGGUGAGGACGCAAAAUUAAGACUCAUCAUCAGAUCAAAUAAACCAAUUAAAAAAAUUCAUUGGAUAAAAAUACAGGAUGAAGACAGAACGGAAAUCAAGCUUUGGGAGAAUCAGAAACCAGAACUCGACCCUGAAUAUACAUUUCCCUGCAAAACUAUCGAGGAAAACGGUUGCUAUUUAGAACUGAAGGAAGUAACAAUGAAAGAUGAUGCGAAGUAUGAAGCUGUAGUUCAGACUGUUGUUGGCAAAACAACAAGCACGGAAUGUAAGCUUAUGAUAUUGAAAGCGCCUCCACGUGUUAAAGUAUUUACCGAUGGAUCAAAGAGAACCAUUAAAGCAAACAUCAAGUCCAAUGAGGAGGUUCAAUUGUUGACUUGGCAAAGGAUGUACCAUGGAUCAUUUCAGGAUAUUGAUAUCGUGCACAGAAAAUAUAUUGGUUCAACUUUCGACAAAGAGAAUCCAAAGCUAGAGAUCCGGGACUUGACUGCAGAGGAUGAUACGUUGUAUCGCCUAAUUGUAAAAAAUACUGCAGGAGAAUGUACAAGUAAUGAAGUUCAUCUGGUACUUAAAGACGCUGUACCUCUUCUCACAAUAAAUGGGCCAUAUCAAGUAGAUUCCGGGGAUAACGUUACGCUGACACUCAUCAUUAGAUCAAAUAAACCAAUUAAAAAAAUUCAAUGGCUAAAACUGCAAGAUGAAAACAAGACAGAAAUGAAGCUUUGGGAGAAUCAGAAACCAGAACUCGACCCUGAAUAUACAUUUCCCUGCAAAACUAUUGAGGAAAACGGUUGCUAUUUAAAACUACAGAAAGUAACAAUGAAAGAUGAUGCGAAGUAUGAAUCUGUCGUUCAGACUGCUGAUGACAAAACAACAAGCACAAAAUUUAUGCUAAAGAUUCUAAAAGCUAUUGCAGAAAUCAUUCUGCCGGAGGAUGGAGAAGUGUGUUAUGGAGGGAAGGCCAGCAUUUCUGUCACUUUUAGAACAAAUUCUCCAGUACAGCGCAUUGAAUGGAUGAAAGCUUUUCAGGAUAAUUUUACCACCAUCAAUAUAUUGCGUGAUAAAUACAAUCAAUCGGGCUAUGAUUCAAGUGGUGCAGUUCUGUUAGUACAUGAUUGUGAUGUGCUGGAUGACGCAUAUUACAGAAUAACAGUAUACAAUGGAUUUGGAAAAUCAACAAGCAGAAACAUGCAUUUGCGUGUUCUAGACGCCCCUCCAAGUGUGAUAUUGUCUAUAUCAGAGACCCCUAUUCUUCAAGAAACAGCAAGAAUUUUUGCCAGAAUUCAUGCCAAUAGGCCAUUGAGUAAAAUCACUUGGCACAAAUAUCUUCAGGGUGUAUGCAAAAUAACUGAAAGCAUGUCUCGUGAUUGCCAAACAUAUUACAGCACUACGGAAGAAUAUGAAGAGUACCUGUUAAUACGAAAAGUAAACAUCAAUGACCAAGGCCUUUUCCAUGUGGAAGUGUCACAUUAUACAGGCAAAGUACAAAGCAAUACCAUUCGUUUCGUUUUGGAAAAUG
Saccostrea cuccullata (small rock oyster) is the source of this 1588-nucleotide messenger RNA. RefSeq lists its product as uncharacterized. The record is from RefSeq and is a predicted model, not a curated record. The transcript has 6 exons. The annotation marks the transcript as partial. NCBI's taxonomy places the organism in Eukaryota, Metazoa, Mollusca, Bivalvia, Ostreida, Ostreidae.